This is a messenger RNA of Nymphalis io (European peacock), 3277 nucleotides long. It is a transcript of the gene spoon, whose product is annotated as A-kinase anchor protein 1, mitochondrial. The transcript is spliced from 8 exons. Gene Ontology annotation, molecular function: RNA binding. The record is from RefSeq and is a predicted model, not a curated record. The coding region runs from base 192 to 2006 and encodes 604 amino acids. NCBI's taxonomy places the organism in Eukaryota, Metazoa, Arthropoda, Insecta, Lepidoptera, Nymphalidae.
AUUGAAUUUUGUUGUGCUUCGGUAGAAAACAUUGUGAGCACGUGGAUUGUUGGUAUUUUAAUUAUUGAGCGAAAUUUGUUAGUAGUAUAUAUCAGUUAAAUUGUAUUUUGCUGCUUUUGGUUUUCUUAUUUAAGAAGUGUUUACUUUCGCACUUGGAUCAAUAAAUUUGCUGGUAAAAGUGGCUUAUUACAAUGGCACCUUGUCGUCAGCUACUUAUGUGGUCAGUCCCAUCAAUAGCUGUUUUAUUGGGAAUUUUUUGGUUCAAGAAAAAGCGAGAGUAUGCAAAAUCUGACCCCGGUGGAAGAGAAAGGAUAAAAAGCUUAAGAGAUGAAUUAGCAGAGGCUUUAAAUGCUGAAGCUGAAAUAAUUAAAUCCUCCCCAAUAUGCAAAAUUGAGCGUUCUAUUAUAAAGUCUUCACCUAUUGAUAUAAUUCCAAAUGGUAGUGGAUCCCAAAGAUCCUCUCCACUGGAAAUGACUGAUGAGGAAGUGGAUCUAGAGAUAGAAAAAAUUAUUAAAAAGAAAUCUCUUUCUAAAGAGAAGAUAAUGUCACUAACUUCAGAUAAAAAAACAGAAGAUCUUAGUCUCAGGAAUGAUUGCAUUAUUGUUAAAGAUUCUCAAUCUAAUAUCUAUGCAUCUUUUAAAACUGAAAUUAGAAAUAACACUAUUGAUAAUGUUAGUCAAAGUUCAAAUGAUGAUGAUGCUAAUUAUUUAACAGAAGACGUGUCUAUUUAUUCUGAACAUAACACUUCACAUCCAGGUAGUGUUAUAUCAGUAGCUGUAGUAUCCGAAAAUAAUGGAACUGAAGAGAAAACUACAGCUGACAGUGAAGACUUACAGCUUAAUGAAAGUAAUGAUAAUGUAGUUGAAGAAUCUAGUAAUUGUAAUGAACCUAGUGAUAGUGCUAAUAGGUUCUCCUUACCACAAAAUAGAAGAAUCUCAGAAAGAGAUUCAGCAAAUCAUAGUCCAGUUGAUCCAAUGCUGGCUAGUCCAUCUAUGUGUCACUUCUCAGACAGUCACAGUGAGGGUUCAAGUGAUAGUGGAAAAGGUUGUUCUGAAGCAGCCAGUCCACCUCCUGCAAAUAUGAAUAUUGUCACUUCUGAGACUGGAUUGAGAAUACACCAAUUUAUAAUUCCACAAACUUUGGUUGGUCUAUUAAUAGGAAAAUAUGGUUCAUUUGUAACUAAAAUUAAAGCAAAAACAGGUGCAACAGUUUAUGUAAGAAGACAUCCAGAUUUAGUUAAACAAAAAAUUUGUGCAGUUGAAGGUACUGAGCCUGAAAUUGAAGCAGCUUUAGAAAUGAUUAAAGAAAAAUUCCCUGAAAAGAGAUUCCCAAACUUUACUACUCAAGAAAUUAGUGCUGAAUUAUAUCAAAGACUGAGUCCUUUAGUACCAGAAUUUCUUCAAUUGCAGCUUGUGGAGUCUGUAAACAAUGACACAAUAAUGACGUGUCUGGUGAGUGCGGGGCACUUCUUCCUACAACAGCCGCUGCACCCCACCUUCCCUUCCCUGCACGCGCUGCACCGCCUCAUGGCCGCCACUUACCAGAAUCCGGACGUGCCGGCGUUGCCACGGCCAGUGAAAGAGAGCUCUAUCUGCGCUGCACCAACUGAAAACAACUGGUACCGCGCGCAAAUCAUAUCUACAUCAGAGGAGAAUGACACAUCUGUAGUGAAGUUGGUUGACUUUGGCGGUUACCUCACCGUUGACAACGACCAGCUUAAGCAGAUUCGUUCAGACUUUAUGACACUGCCCUUCCAGGCAACGGAGGCUCUACUAGCUUUUGUGAAGCCUGCCAAUGAUGAGGCUGAAUGGAGCGGCGAGGCGCUGCGCAUCAUGGCGGGGCUGACAGCGGGACAGUUGCUGCACGCGCAAGUCGCUGGCUACGACGAGGCGGGCCUGCCGCUUGUGCACCUCUACCUCACGCUCAAUCCUCAGCAAGUAAUAUUUCUAAAUAGAGAGUUGGUGGACCGCGGCCUGGCGGAGUGGGACAUCCCGCCGGACUCGUGAGCGCCUUCCUCAGCCAUCACGCAACGAAUAAUAUGAGAUUGCAUUUCUUUUCUCGAAGUCACUAUAUGGAGCCAACUCAUCGGAAGGCGAGGAAAAGUGAUCUUGCAUUAUGAGUCGCGUACAUCUUACGUUCCUCAGUUGGAUUGGCACUCGUCGAGUAAAUUAAACUAUUCUCCGUGAUCUAUCGCAUCUUGUUGUGAACAUUUAUGAAGUAGAACUUAUUUCAUAUGUUAUAUUUAUAUUUUAGUGUUGACUCGUUUCGAUACAAGAAUAACUAUCGACUGCUGUAUAUCGUUACUAGUUCAUAUAUCUGUGGACAGAUUUAUUUAUGUCUAGACUCCCACAAUUUACACUUAAAAGUAUAAUACGCUUAUGAAUGAACAUUUUAUAGUAACGACAAAUACUGUUUUAUAGGUAAAUUAGAAGUUAUUAUUUGGCGCUUACGUAAGAUUAUAAUAUUUUUGCGUUUUUAUAGAACAUUUUGUUGUAAUCUUAUUAAGAGUUGGUCAGGAUGCUCAUUAUAAUACAUAAUAGCACUGCCAUUUGCAUUUUAUUACAAAUUAUAUCAUUGAUUAAUUCAAUAUUUCUAUAGUAAUUUUUCAUGUGCGCAGUGCCAAUGAAAAUCAUAUAAAAUUGACCUGGAUUUAUGUCAUAUUGUCUCGUCGAUUUCGCCUUGCAUGGUGGCCUUUUAAAAUAAAAGAAUCCUAAAAUUCAGUACUGAAAUGUAUAUUUUAGAAUAUUAGUUGUCAAUUAAACUGUAAAUGACUUUGUAAAUUUUGAAUAUUCGAUUGUGUGCGUAAUAGUACGAAACAGUUGUUAUUUGCAUAAAUUAGUUGACUGCGAUUAUUGUACACUUAUUUGUGCACAGUUAGUAUUAAAAAUAAAUUAUUGUUAAAUAUAUUGUAAACUAAAACGUACAAUGUACCAUUGAAUGUUUGCGCCGCGCGUAUAUUUGGAGUAAUUCAAUGAGAUUCAUAAACUUCAAUUUGUACAGAUUAAGUAACCUUUGUUACAUAAAACUAUUUACAAACAACUUGGCAUACAAGUUUGCGUUACUUAAUUUUAUGAUAUUGCUGAUUGAGAGUAAAUGGGUAAAUUUUUGUUGUAAUGAGCAUGUAUUAUAUGAGCACUAUUCCUGACUUUAAUAUAGUGGUAUUGUACAUAAUAGAAUGUUUAAGUAGUUUCUAAAAGAAAUUUGAUAUUUGUUUGAAAAAUUAAUUCAGUAUUUUUAAAUGUCGGAUAAAUUAGGUGUUAUAUUGAUUUGAAUCUUG